GGGGGAGGUUCCGCCCCACGUGCGCGCGGCCCGCCGAGACUAGGAGCCGUGGGGAGUGCGCUGGCUGCACCAUGCCUCCUUUGGAGGCUAUCCGGUACACCCGGGGUUCUCUGCAGAUCCUCGACCAGCUGCUGCUGCCCCAGCAAUGCCACUACGAGGGGGUGGCCUCGGUGCGCCAGGCCUGGGAGGCCAUCCACGCCAUGAAGGUGGGGCGCCGCGGCAGGGCUGGGAGUGGAGUUUGCCCGCGCCUAGCGCCCCUGACGCCCGCCUCACUCUCCUCCAGGUGCGCGGCGCUCCCGCAAUUGCCCUCGUGGGCUGCCUCAGCCUGGCAGUGGAGCUGCAGGCCGGCGCCGGGGGUCCGGGACUCGCCGCGCUCGUGGCCUUCGUGCGCGACGCGCUGAGCUUUUUGGUCACCGCCCGACCCACUGCCGUCAACAUGGCCCGCGCUGCCCGCGACCUGGCCGACGUCGCUGCCCAGGAAGCGGAGCAGGAGGGUGCCACAGAGGAGGCAGUCCGGGAGAGAGUGAUCUGCUAUGCUGAGGACAUGCUGGAGAAGGACCUCAGGGACAAUCGGAGAAUUGGGGACCUGGGAGCUCACCACCUCCUGGAGCGGGCAGCCCCAGAGGGCAGCAAGGUGACCGUGCUGACCCACUGUAACACCGGUGCAUUGGCCACUGCUGGCUACGGCACAGCCCUGGGUGUGAUUCGCUCGCUGCACAACCUUGGCCGCCUGAAACAUGUUUUCUGCACAGAGACUCGGCCCUACAACCAGGGGGCCCGGCUGACAGCCUUCGAGCUGGUCUAUGAGCAGAUUCCUGCCACCCUCAUCGCUGACAGCAUGGCAGCAGCCGCCAUGGCCCACCGAGACGUGUCAGCUGUCAUCGUGGGAGCUGACCGUGUGGUUGCCAACGGUGACACAGCCAACAAGGUGGGCACCUAUCAACUGGCCAUCGCUGCCAAGCACCAUGGCAUCCCCUUCUAUGUAGCUGCCCCCAGCUCCUCAUGCGACCUUGGUCUGGAGACAGGCCAGCAGAUUGUCAUUGAGGAGCGCGCAGGCCGGGAGCUGACCGAUGUCAACGGGGUCAGGAUUGCAGCACCAGGAAUUGAGGUUUGGAAUCCUGCCUUCGAUGUCACCCCCCAUGACCUCAUCACUGGCGGCAUCAUUACAGAGCUGGGCGUCUUUGCCCCCAGAGAGCUCCGGACAGCCCUAAGCACCACCAUCUCCUGAGGGUGGAGAACCUAGAUGAACCCCAGAAGUAACCAACCUGGAUCUCCAUGCCCAUAAAACUCCCUGAUGGCCUGCCCCAAAGCUGACCGUCUUCCCCUAACCACAGUUUUUGCUAGAGCAGGGAUAGUGGACAGGGCCUUGGCUUGGCUCUUAAAAGCCCAGCAGCUGGAGCUAGGGUAUCCAAGUUCAUAUCCCAUCUCUGCCACUUUUUCUGCUGUGGAUCUUGGCCAAAUCAUUUCACCCCUCCCUGCUCUGGUUUCCUCGUUUAUAAUGUGGAUAAUACUAGUACCGCCCUCUUAGGUUGCUCUCAGGACUGGAACUACAGUGGCACCUCAGGUGCAAAAUUUUAAAGGAGAUACCAAAAGGCUCAGUAACCAAGAUAGAGAAUAGUUUCAUGCAGUAUUAUUAAAAAUCAAAAUUAGUGCAAAAACAAAUCCAUGAAGAACAAAAUACCAAGAUGAAUGAGAGAAUGGAACCCUGUAUUUGCAUACCUUGACCUUACCUCACUUCUGAUACGAGUCCUUGUUCCAAUUAAACUUCAUUUACAACAUCAGGAUACCAGUGUACAGGCAGCAGUUUCACAACUUUUUUUAAAAUAGUAAUUUUUUUCCUUUUUAUUGAAUUUUUGGGGGUGACUAUAAAAUUAUACAGGUUUCAGGUGCUUGAUUCCACAACACAUCAUCUGUAUACUGUACUGUGUGUUCACCACGCCAAGUCUCCUUCCAUUACCACUUAUCCCCCCAAAACCACCUUCACCUCCCCCCGCUAAUAUAUUAUUUUUAAAUGUUGAGCCCAGGUCGGGUAGCCCUGUUGGUUGGACUAGGGUUGCAAGUUCAAUCCCUGGUCAGGGCACAUACAAAACUCAACCAGUAAGUGCAUCAGUGAUCAAGCAAGAAAAAUCGAUGUUUCUCUCUUUCUC
This is a messenger RNA of Pteronotus mesoamericanus, 2147 nucleotides long. RefSeq names its product methylthioribose-1-phosphate isomerase 1 (gene MRI1). The record is from RefSeq and is a predicted model, not a curated record. Lineage: Eukaryota; Metazoa; Chordata; Mammalia; Chiroptera; Mormoopidae. Gene Ontology annotation, molecular function: S-methyl-5-thioribose-1-phosphate isomerase activity. The transcript has 5 exons. The coding region runs from base 146 to 1228 and encodes 360 amino acids.